This is a messenger RNA of Sphenostylis stenocarpa, 1107 nucleotides long. NCBI's taxonomy places the organism in Eukaryota, Viridiplantae, Streptophyta, Magnoliopsida, Fabales, Fabaceae. The record is from the annotation of a GenBank genome assembly.
AUGAGUUUCAGAGAGGGUAAGAUAGGAGAAGAGAGGGAAUGUGAAGAAUCAGUGUUGGGGAGCACUGAAUCCAAAUCGGCGAAGGAAAAUGGGUCUUUGACAGACACACAGCUAACAAUUGAUGAGAAUCUAUUGGUUGACCCUAAACUACUCUUUAUUGGGUCCAAGAUAGGUGAAGGAGCUCAUGGGAAAGUUUAUGAAGGAAGGUAUGGGGAUCAAAUUGUUGCAAUCAAAGUUCUGCAUCGUGGGAGCACUUCCGAAGAAAGAGCUUCCCUUGAAAAUCGUUUUGCUCGAGAAGUUAAUAUGAUGUCUCGUGUCCACCACGACAAUCUUGUUAAGUUUAUUGGAGCAUGUAAGGAUCCUCUUAUGGUAAUAGUUACAGAGCUAUUACCAGGGAUGUCAUUGCGUAAAUAUUUAAUGAGUAUCCGUCCUAAACUAUUAGACCUUCAUGUGGCUAUAAACUUUGCUCUUGAUAUUGCACGAGCCUUGGAUUGGCUACAUGCCAACGGGAUCAUACACAGAGAUCUGAAACCUGACAAUCUGUUACUUACAGCCAACCAGAAGUCUGUUAAACUUGCCGAUUUCGGCCUCGCAAGAGAAGAAACUGUGACUGAAAUGAUGACCGCAGAAACAGGAACUUACCGUUGGAUGGCACCAGAGUUGUACAGUACUGUGACUUUGCGCCAGGGAGAGAAAAAGCACUAUAACAACAAGGUUGAUGUAUAUAGCUUUGGAAUUGUUCUGUGGGAGCUACUAACAAACCGCAUGCCAUUUGAAGGGAUGUCCAAUUUACAGGCUGCUUAUGCUGCUGCAUUUAAGCAAGAGAGGCCCAGCAUUCCAGAUGAUUUAUCCCCUGAACUUGCAUUUGUCAUACAAUCAUGCUGGGUUGAAGAUCCUAACUUGAGACCGAGUUUUAGUCAGAUCAUCCGCAUGCUCAAUGCGUUUCUCUUCACUCUCUCACCACCAUCUCCUCCUUUGCCAGUACCUAACAAUGAACCCGAGGUGGCUACAACCAGUAAUGGCACCAUUACUGAGUUUUCUGCCCGAAACAGAGGAAAGUUUGGUUUUCUUCGCCAAUUGUUUUCUUCUAAGAGGACCAAAAACUAA